This is a messenger RNA of Thermothelomyces thermophilus ATCC 42464, 1779 nucleotides long. RefSeq lists its product as uncharacterized. Bases 236 to 1654 code for a protein of 472 amino acids. The record is from RefSeq and is a predicted model, not a curated record. The transcript has a single exon. Lineage: Eukaryota; Fungi; Ascomycota; Sordariomycetes; Sordariales; Chaetomiaceae.
GGGGCAGUGCUGGUGCGACCACAACGUGCAGCAUCCAGCGGGGUAUUCUCAGCCUCCCUUGCUCAACAAAUCGAUCUCGUGGCCGGAAUCGAUUCCCCCGCCCCAUCUGUGGCACGAUAUCUGAGCUGGGCCGGGCCGGGCUGCCUGAGCUGACCGACCCAAGAGUGAUCGCGCACACAUCGAGCUCGAGCUCGCCCUUGAAGGUGCAAAAGCGUUAGUACAGUUGCAGACGGCAAUGGAAGGACAGCCGACCGGGCCUGUUUUGUUGUCCAAAGUGCGAAGCAAGUAUGGGCGAUGUGACUACAAGCGGUUUGACAACAUAGCCUCGACCCAUAUGCGAGCUGGGCGUGGGAGCAUUGGCAAGGUCGAGGUCGACUGCCGGUUUUUGUUCACCAAGUCCCAAUGGGGUGUCAUCGGCGAGCCCAAAAACCCGGCCGGCAUCAUCUACCUGGACCUGGACUUCAGCCAACCCACCGACUGCCGGCUCGAAGCAGCCACUGUCGUAGUGACGCUCACCGAAGACGACGGCGAGGAGGCCCGGAUCCAGUCCCGCUCUGCUUGUCCGGUCAAAUUCACGGACCACUACGGUCCCAAAUGCAUCCGAGGUCCAGAGGUGUUGGUACAGACCAAGAGGGUCAAGAACCGCACGCCCGAGGUGCAGGUCCUGGGGUAUGGUGCGGGCGGCGUGGGGCUCAACAAGGAGAGGAUCGUGCAGACGAGGACGAGGUGGGAUUUCUCUGGCUACAUCUCGUCGACCAAGGACAGCUUCUGGUACAACCGCCUGCGCUGGGAGCUAAAGGAGAACUCGCUCGAGUGGCAGCCGACGCACAGAAACAUGUUCCACACAGCCUUUGCUCUCGAGCACAACGCGACGAGGUUCUACAUGACGGUCCAAGUUAGCGGUAAACUUGCCAAGCGUUCGGAUCAGCUCAAGAGCCGGCUGAAGUUUGGGGAGAGGGGUGGCAAGGACGAGGAGAUAGUGACCAAGAUCGAGUGGGCAGAGGGAUACUCGUGUCCCCGUCGGCUGGACAGGAUUGCGCAGGACCUGCACGAAGCGAUGGAAUAUGCAAACAUGUCCAGAGUUCCGGUCGAGAUCCCCAGCGCAUUGGGUGCGACCUAUCGCCCUGCCAUCGCGAGCCCGGUUCCCCUGACCGGACAAGUUCAGACACGACCAAGCAACUCGCGAAUGGGGCAAGCAGACCGCUCGAGCUCAGAGUCGUGGCCGGAAUCUCGACCGCUCACGGACGCUGCUGCUAGCGAGGCACCAGGCAUUGAGCCGAUGCUAGAGGAGCUGAGAAGGGCGCACGCCGGCUUCGCCCAGCGCCCUUCUCAUCGGCUCCGCCCUCCGUCCCCGGCGCCAGUUGGGGCUCCCGAAACCGAUGCGGAGGAUGGCGCGGAAUCUCUGAGCUCGGUGACGCUGGUUGACACAGCGGUGGCCAGUCAGGAUGGGAGAGAAAAUAGCAGCCCGGCCGUCUCUGAAUCUAAUUGCCAGGAGAAGUGGAACGAGAAGGAAAGAGAACAGAUCGAGAAGAAACCCAGAGUGCAAGGACUGUGGCUCUGGAUGCUUGCCAUCCUCAUGAAUUCGUUCGGAGACCUGGCAGGAGUGGUGCUGGGUUUGUUUGGUUUAUCGGCCUUGCCAUCGGUAUCCAUUUAAGCAUCAUGGAAUGACGCGGACCAGAAACAGAAGGAGGAACAAACUCGGUACAGUCAGGCUCAAUGGUAGUCUGAAGAGUGGCUAGGGAAGUCGACUUCGCGGGGUUCCAACCUCAUACAAACAAC